CUGUGUACCCACGGCGAACGACCACAAAACCUCGCCGCCGACCUCAAGACCUCCAAAAUCCGCCAUGGUCAACACCAUCCCCAUCGUCAAGAAGCGCACGAAGGUCUUCAAGCGCCAUCAGUCCGAUCGCUACAAGAGCGUGAAGGAGGCAUGGCGGAAACCGAAGGGUAUUGAUAACCGGGUGCGCCGGCGGUUCAAGGGGCAGCUCCCGAUGCCCAAGAUUGGUUACGGGAGCAACAAGAAGACGAGGCACUUGCUGCCCAGCGGCCUGAAGAAGCUCUUGGUCAGCAACGUCCGGGAAGUCGACCUCCUGCUGAUGCACAACAAAAGCUUUGCGGCGGAAGUCGCCCACAACGUCAGCAGCCGCAACCGCACAACCAUCCUUGAGCGGGCCAAGGUGUUGGGUGUAAAGGUGACGAACCCGGCUGCUCGUCUCCGGUCUGAGGAGUAAAUGGUCGUUCUCGCAUUCAUCUCGCUAUUACUCUGCAUAUUCCGCCAUGUAUUCUCCCCUCUAUGCUCGCAAUAAGCACCAUGCGACCAUGCUUAGGCCAGGAA
This is a messenger RNA of Rhodofomes roseus, 555 nucleotides long. RefSeq names its product 60S ribosomal protein L32. Bases 65 to 451 code for a protein of 128 amino acids. Gene Ontology annotation, biological process: translation. The transcript is spliced from 6 exons. Gene Ontology annotation, molecular function: structural constituent of ribosome. Lineage: Eukaryota; Fungi; Basidiomycota; Agaricomycetes; Polyporales; Fomitopsidaceae. Gene Ontology annotation, cellular component: cytosolic large ribosomal subunit; ribosome. The record is from RefSeq and is a predicted model, not a curated record.